AUGGCUGAGACCCAGGCUGUGCCCACUGUCGAUGCCCCUCACGUUACCUCUGUCGACCGUGUGAGCAAGAUACCGGUCGUCAAUGACACACUGACUACUAUCAAUACUAUCUUGUCUCAAAAUGCCUAUUCUAAAGGGCUCUACUCCACGGCGCAAGCCUAUAGCGAACGUGCAUACAACCUUUCCCAACCAGUUCAGAUUCGCCUGGCGCCCGUUAUCGGACGUGUGGAUGGCUACGCAAACAAGGGCCUAGACGCUCUAGAAUCUCGCUGGCCUUAUCCGUUCCAAGCAACCACUGAAGAGGUUAUUGGUACCCUUCGGCAAGGACCUGAUGCUGCAUACGAUUUAGCGGCGUCGUAUGCCAGUGCCGCCACAAAAAUUUACGAGGACCGGGUUAAAACGCCAGCCUAUGUUCUAGUUUCCAAAGCUGAUUCUGCUUUACUCACGCCUAUUGUUGACCGAUUCGAGUUCGUGGUGAACAAGUUCCAUAAAGAUAUUCCGUCUUCUCCCUCUUCAGCAUCAUCUUCUUCCAGUUUAGACUCUGAAGGCUCUUCUGAGCGACAAUAUGCUCGUGCAUAUCGCCUUUCUCUGGAUCUUAAGGACCAAAUUCUAGUAAUUUCUGGCGACCAGCUCAAACAACUCCAGCAAAACAACAUAUACAUUCAGCGUGCCACCGAAUCUCUCUAUAACUUGACGAACAGCAUUACCGGCUUAUCACACGAAUCGGGCGCUCGCGCCCACCAAUUUUCCCAAUCCGUCUUGGGUGAAUUGGAGAGCAUUCAGCAUCUGGUUGUAUCACGUAAAGAAGCGCUUCCAGGCCAGUACUCUGCGCUCAAGGAAGCUAUCGGGGCAACGCUCGCUCAGGUCCGGGGAAUAGUUCACGAGACAGAUGUGCCAGUUACCGAGAAAGCAGUGAAGGUCAGGGACGUCGUGGUUGCCCGUGUACAACCAGUUCUACAACAGGUUAUUGAAGAGGGAAAGAAGUUGAUCGGAAGGGCCAAGGUCAAGGGCGAAGAGGUCGAAAACAAUACUGGUGCCAAAGUGAAGGAGAUAAAGGAGAACAGUGCCACUGGAGGAAAUGAAGAGAGCAGCACAACUAAUGACUCUGCUUGA
Messenger RNA from Rhizoctonia solani, 1113 nucleotides. RefSeq names its product lipid droplet-associated perilipin protein. The transcript has 5 exons. The record is from RefSeq and is a predicted model, not a curated record. Lineage: Eukaryota; Fungi; Basidiomycota; Agaricomycetes; Cantharellales; Ceratobasidiaceae. Bases 1 to 1113 code for a protein of 370 amino acids.